Molecule: messenger RNA, 2123 nt
Organism: Phycodurus eques (leafy seadragon)
Lineage: Eukaryota; Metazoa; Chordata; Actinopteri; Syngnathiformes; Syngnathidae
Product: FXYD domain-containing ion transport regulator 6-like
Exons: 8
Coding region: 237-494 (85 amino acids)
Biological process (GO): regulation of sodium ion transmembrane transporter activity
Cellular component (GO): membrane
Molecular function (GO): sodium channel regulator activity
Source: RefSeq, a predicted model, not a curated record
AAACAGGACACGCAGACAGACCCUAAAGGCUUCGCCGGCGUUCUCCAAUUCCUCAUGAAUCAGAUGUAAUCUGUUUUAUAUUCUUUCUUUCUUUUUUUGUUUGUUUGUUUGUUUGUUUACUCAACAUCACAUCAGAUUCCAGCUCUUCUGUCAGAGAGUUACUGCUGGAAGAACACUUUUUAAGUAGUCCACCUAAGUUAGGUGGAGGGAACAUCUGCGGUUUAAAACGCGCAACAAUGGAUCUUUUGCUGUUUGUGGCAUUCGUCUCCUGGUUGACCCCCGCUCUCGUUUCAGCAGUAGACAGCGGAAAAGCAGACUAUGACAGCGCUUUUGAAUAUGACUACGAAUCUCUGAGGAUCGGUGGCCUGAUUUUCGCCGUCGUGCUGUUCCUGCUGGGUAUCGCCCUCAUCGUCAGCAGAAAAUGUAUGUGUAAAAAGAGUGACAAGUCAAGGUCCCGAGGUCCUGAUGUGGAAUCGGGUGUUCAAAGGGCAUAAUCCCAAAGACAAAGAUCAGAUGGUAAAUACUUCUAAGCCAGGGGUGGGCAAACAUUUAUGCGCAAGAGCAAUAUUUGAUCUCUAAACUGACAUUUGUCGAUGAGAUUUUAAAAAGUAUUUUGAAAAAGUUCAAAUAUAAUAGUUAAGCCUAAAUUAAAAAUGGAACAUUUUUACAGUGCCUUAAUAGUAAAAUGAUUAUCUAUGUUUAUAAUUCCAUUAUGAUUAAUGGUCCAAUUAUUUAAUCAAAUACAUAACAAUGGUUUAAUAUAUACUUUAAAAUAUUUUAACUAAUGUAUUUUAUUUAUUGAUUUGUAUUUUAUUACUUACAAUAAAUCAAUGCAAAUGAUCAAUUAUUAACCAGUCAUGAAUAAAUACAUGACAAAUAUGUGAACGAGUUCAUUUAAAAUAAUAAUUCACAACUGUUGAGGUUAUUUAUAAUUAACCUAUUAAAUCCAUUUAAAUCAAAUUAAUACAAAAUGUGGAAUUAAUAUGUAUUUUAAUUUUCCAAAUAUUUUAUUGUAUUAUUUACAAGAAAUCAACUACCCAAUUAUUUAAUGAGAUAAAUAUGUAAUAUAGAUUUUAAUAAAUAUAAGCCAUUGAUAAAUAAUUUAAUUAUCUUUUUUUUGGAUACGGUGGGCGACAAGGUUAGCAUCCGCCUCACAGUUCUGAGGACCGGGGUUCAAAUCCCGAACACGCCUGUGUGGCGCUUGCAUGUUCUCCCCCAUGCCUGCGUCGAUUUUCUCCGGGCAUUCCAGUUUCCUCCCACAUCCCAAAAAUGCUAGGUUCAUUGAAGACUCUUAAAUUGUCCGUAGGUGUGAAUGUGAGUGCAAAUGUUUGUUUGUUUAUAUGUGCCCUGCGAUUGGCUGGUGACCGGUUCAGGGUGUACCCCGCCGCCUGCCCGCAGUUGCUGGGAUAGGCUCCAGCACGGAUGGAUGGAUGGAUGGAUGGAUGAAUAAUCAUUUUUUAUCACAUAAAAAAGUCCAAAUAUUGUUUUAUUUUACUAUUAUUCUAUUAUUUUCAAUAAAAAAAGGAACCAAUUAUUGAAUGGGGUUAAUGAAUUAAAAAAAGGCAAAGAAAAAUAUAUUUGAACUAGAAUUAAUGCACCAAAAGUGACAGGACUGAUCAUGUAAAUGUUCAGAUUAAACAACGGAACCGGGGGGGGGGGGGUGAAUGAAACCGUCUUUUUUUUUUCCCCACCCCUGCUCUAAACAAUCUCACGUGAUUUUAACAUACUGUAUGUAGCCUACGUCACUGAUGGUGUAGUGGUACACUUGCCUCACUUUGGUGCAGGCAGCGUGGGUUCAGUUCCCACUCAGUGACAGUGUGAAUGUGAGUGCGAAUGGUUGUCCGUGUCUACAUGUGCCCUGCGACUGACUGGCGACCAGUUCAGGGUGUAGUCAGCCUUUCGCCCGAAGUCAGCUGGGAUAGGCUCCAGCGUCCCGCGACCCUAACCAGGAUAAGCGGUGUUGCAAAUGGAUGGAUGGGUCUAUGUAGCCUCCAGUAAAUACAUUUUCAUGACCGGCUCUGCCUCCUCUGCUUGCACUUCCCAAAUAUCACCACCAGAUGCCAGCAGAUGCUCCCAUCGGCCGAAGACAAGCGUGAUUAUUAAUAAACACUUCAAUUUUAGAA